Messenger RNA from Alnus glutinosa, 566 nucleotides. RefSeq names its product probable small nuclear ribonucleoprotein G. The record is from RefSeq and is a predicted model, not a curated record. NCBI's taxonomy places the organism in Eukaryota, Viridiplantae, Streptophyta, Magnoliopsida, Fagales, Betulaceae. The transcript has 4 exons. Gene Ontology annotation, cellular component: U5 snRNP; U2 snRNP; U4 snRNP. Gene Ontology annotation, molecular function: RNA binding. Gene Ontology annotation, biological process: mRNA splicing, via spliceosome; spliceosomal snRNP assembly. The coding region runs from base 104 to 343 and encodes 79 amino acids.
AAUUUCCAAUCUUCGCGUUCUCUCACUCUCAAACUUCCUCUAGGGUUUUGCCCAGUCUCUCUCUCUCUCUCUCUCUCUCUCUCUCUCUCGCAGAGUCUUCAACAUGAGCAGAUCGGGCCAGCCACCGGAUCUCAAGAAAUAUAUGGACAAGAAGCUCCAGAUCAAGUUAAAUGCAAAUCGGAUGGUCGUUGGAACACUUCGUGGAUUUGACCAGUUUAUGAAUCUAGUGGUUGACAACACCGUGGAUGUGAAUGGAAAUGAGAGAAAUGACAUAGGAAUGGUGGUGAUCAGAGGAAAUAGUGUGGUCACCGUUGAGGCUCUUGAGCCAGUAAACAGAUCUUAGUGGUUUUAUAAUGCUGUGGAUUCUGUGUAUGAUCUGGUGUUUGUUUUGGACGCCAUGGCUACUAUUAUGAGAAGGAAAAUAUUCUGUAAUCUGGAUUAGUUGCUGAUUAGGUGGACCGUUUUUAGCCCUUAUUUCUGCAUUCCUUUUUGUUCUAGCGGACUUAAUUGUGGUAAAGUGUAUUCUAUGGGUUCUGAUGGAAUGGCAACGACUUUGGUUCAUGUAA